Messenger RNA from Pseudomyrmex gracilis, 7396 nucleotides. RefSeq names its product UHRF1-binding protein 1. The record is from RefSeq and is a predicted model, not a curated record. Bases 127 to 4410 code for a protein of 1427 amino acids. NCBI's taxonomy places the organism in Eukaryota, Metazoa, Arthropoda, Insecta, Hymenoptera, Formicidae. The transcript has 18 exons.
UUCGUGGAAGUGCACAUAUGUGUGGAAGUUGCUCCGUAGAUCGUCAUAAAUAUGUGCUGUCAAACUAACCAUGCCGAGACGUGUUAGUCAUCGUGAGAACUAGAUUCGUCGACGAUCAAUCAAAACAUGGUCUCGAUCAUUAAAAAUCAGUUGCUGAAACACUUGUCCAGGUUUACCAAGAAUUUGUCUGCUGACAAGAUAAAUUUGAGCACAUUUAAAGGUGAAGGAGAAUUGACAAAUUUGGAACUUGAUGAAAUAGUCCUUACUGAUUUACUAGAGCUGCCAUCGUGGUUAAGAUUAACUAGUGCUUGGUGCAACAAGGUUUCAUUUCGCAUACAAUGGACCAAACUAAAAAGUGUUCCUAUCUUUUUGAGUUUGGAUGAGGUCCAUAUAGAUGUAGAAACAUGUGAGGACCUGAGAAGUAUGUCUUCCCCACAGGGUAUGUCAUCAUAUGCAGGUCCUGCAAAAUAUUCUUUUAUACAUAAAGUAAUUGAUGGGAUAACAGUAGCUGUUAACACUGUAUUAGUUACAUUUAAAAGUCCUGCAUUCAUCGCUUCAGUUCAGAUGAAUCGGAUAAUGGUGGAAUCCAAGUCAGCAACAUGGCAGCGUUGUGAUCUCAGAACUACCAGAUUAAAAGAUCCCGAUCGAGGACAGUUACUUAUCUUUAAGGAGUUAGAAUGGCAAACCGUUAGAAUAGAGGCUCAAAGUACUAAGGAUAAAAAUCUGACGCCACUUCGUCUACUUACAAAUCAAGCGAGAUGCAGAAUUACUAUAAAGAAGAGAAUUUCAGAUUGCUUUGUCAUGGGCUCCAGGCUGGUGAUCAUACUCGACGAUCUUUUGUGGGUGCUAACGGAUUCGCAGUUGAAAGCUGCUCUCUUGUUCCUCGAUUCUUUGGGGGGUCUCAUCGAGAAAGCCACCAUUCUCGAGAGAAAAACGAAAGCUGCAAGAAAAUUAGAAGUUUUACCGGAAUAUCAGGCUCAAAUAUCUCAACAAAGUAGAACAAAAAAUCAGUACAAUUCAGCGAUAUCAAAAAUAUUUACGAGAUACGAUGUUGUAGAGACGUCUUAUCAUUUUCUUUCGCAACGUAUUGAUCUUCAUUUGUGCGACGAUGCCGGCGGCGGUAGAUCGUUAUAUCCCGAGCUGAAGGACGGCGGCGCGUUGCAAAUUUCUUUAGUUAAAUUUCAAAUAGAUUAUUAUCCGUAUCACCUGGCCAUGGCGGACAGGAAGCACUGGGCGAAAUACAAGGAAAAUGCUACACCCCACAGCCAGUGGUUGCAACAGUCGUUGAGCUCGUUUCGAACUCAGUUUAUGGAUCUCAUAGAUUCCAGUAGGACGCAACAUUCUCCUCUAACAAGAAGUCAAGGAAACGUGACAAGUGGCGGUGCAAAAAGCUCUGGGGAAAAUGCGGAGAAGAGCAAUCAGAAUCAACAGAAUCCGAACGCGACUCCUGCCGAGCCUAAGAAAUCUCAGCAUCCCAGUGGCAACCCGGUGAAGAAUUACGUUUUGGAACAGCUCGCCAAACUAAUGACAACGUGCAUUAUUAUCAGGAUUGACGACUUCACUUUGUACAAAGUGACAACAACGUCGCGCAACCCAUUACCGAAGGAAUUUAUCACCGCUCAAACGAGGAAAAAGCAUACGCCAGGUGAUCGCGACAGGUUCAGUCUUCCAGAAGAUGUAACGAUACUUCAUGCCGAGUUUACUUAUUACUAUUAUCCAGGAGACAUUACUUUUCCAUUGCCACCGCCUAAGUUUUAUGUGCAGCUUAAUCCGAUUCAAGUGAAUUUUGACGUUUGUUCGUGUCUUUGGUUCAAUUCUUUCGCGCUGAAUCUUCAUCACUCUCUCAUGGGAAAAGACAAGCAAUUGAGCUCUUCGCGACUGAUGUACUUUGACGUAAAAAUAGAGGCUAUACUUCCAAGAAUAGUUUUUGAAAGUCAACAGGAUUAUCCGAAUCAGAAAGACAGACCGAAGUCUCUGCAUAUUCAAACAUCGAGAGCAUCCAUAACGAACGUCCGAUCAACUGAGAGAUCCUCAAAAGCGGAUUUGGCACAGUGCCUGAAUGCAUUUCAGAUGGGACAGAUGUUUUUUGGCGCGGAAUUUCCAAGUAAACCGGGAGAUUUUCACGUGGUAACGGAGAAAUUUCUAGCGCAUUGCGGAGGCACCGACAAUAUAAAGCAAACGCCGCCCAAUUUCAGCAGCAAUUCCGUGAACGAGCUGCUUCGUCAGCUGAAUCGGGAGCUUUUAUGGACGGAGGCGAAGGACGUGUGGUGUUGCAAUUUGGAACCUGUGUGGGGCGAUUUUCUCGGCGCGCGGGCCGUAGGUCAAAAUCGACCCGUGCCGUUUCUAGACGCGUUUCCUCUGACGUUGUGGUGCCAUUUCACCACAACGAACUCGUCGUCGACCACGGAGACGUCUUCAAGCGCCGAUAUUCACGGGCUGGCGUACAUAAGCAAUCUAGUUAGCGUGCAGAUAAAUCAUUACCAGUACUUGUUUCUAUUGAGAUUGUCGGAGAUACUCUCCGAGAUGGCUGUUUACUUGGCUGUGGAUUCGAAUAAGAUCUUGAAAGUCGAGAGCGGUGGAUCGCUGAUCAUAGGAGCGUUGAUACCGCAGGUCGAGGUGACAUUUGUGAUGCCGUCGCAAACACCUGGCAAAGAAAACUCGGGCGGUGAUUUGGAAUCUGUCGUGCCCGAUUCGUCCAGUAUAGCAGACGAUAUCGUUGGCUCGUCCGCAGUCGUCAUGGGGAGCGGGCGAAUCGAUUUUAGCGCCAAGAGAAUGAACACAAGUAACGACGUAGAGACACCUCAGAGCGAGGCUUCAUCGAUGCUGUCGAUGGAUUAUUCGCACUCCGUGCCGGCGUCGCAGCCGGUUGUCACUUUCAAGCAAAACGGCACGAGAAAAGGCAAUGAGGAGCGUCUAGCGAAUACGAUACAUCACACUCUUCGAUUAGAACCACAAAUGGCAGAAGUCAGGCAAUUGCCGCAACAUUUGAUCGGCGUCGGCGACGAGAGGAAACAAAGCGCAGAAGCUGCGCAGAAACAUAACAAAUCGGAUUCAAACACACCUUUUAUCCCAAAUAAUUUCAAUGUUAAUCUCUCGUCCAUGAAAAAAGGACUCAGCAAUCUGAUGACAUCGAUUGAUUUUUCGGCUCUGAAAGCCUCCCCGGAGGACGGCAGUAGCGACACGGUGUCAAUAAGAAGCGACGUUAGCUCGGACAGUGAGAAUUACGUUCUGGUGAGUCUUCAGGAUCAGGGAAAAUUCGACGCGCUGUUUGGCAUUGAUAAUACGAUUCGAAUAACGACAGUGGAAGAAGCGACCGAAGUGGUGGAAGAAACACCGGAUACGCAGAGUGAAAGAUCAAUGGACAGUGUAUGCAAGAGAAAAGAUAUCGUUUCGAUAGCAACGUUCAAGCUGUCGAAAGUCGAACUUAUACAACAGUCUUGCGGCUAUUCGUCUGUCAUCAAAGUUCAAGUUUCUAACAUCGACAAUGACGAGUGCUCGUCCAUUCCUUGGGAUGAAUUUCAGGUCAAGAGAAAGACCAAGUUCAGCUCGCGAUCUCGAGGUUGGGUAGAAUUACCGUCCGAUUCUGACUGCAGAUCACGUAUUAAGCUACGUUUGGAUCAUUGUUUGAAAAAUGCGGAAGAUUCUCGUAGACUUUCGGACGCCGGUCAGAAAGCAUCUCAGGAUCACGCUAGAUUGACCGAGCAAACCGCCAUCACAACCGCCGUAUCCCGUACGUCCGGCAUCAAUGUGCAUGACAAAGAGAACGUUAUGAAUUUGUUCGAGGACAAGCUGGAAAUGAAAGUCUCUAACAUAGCAAUGGCGUUGUCGAUGAGUUCGGUGACGGGUCUGGCGGAUCUGGCCGAGGACGAGAUCAUACCCAAACCGAUUCCCAUGCAAAUAUACUUAGAAAAUAUAUCAUUGCGCUUAAACGAAGAUCGUCCGCCAAAUAACAUAACUUCCCCGGGCCCGAUCCCGAUAGAUUUGAACAUAUCAAAACUCAGGAUAGAGCGCGACACGAGCGGCGUGUUUCACAUCGAACCGGUUGUAACUCCAAUAGACGAGAGCCAUUUGAACGUGGCGUUAUCGGGCGAUAAAAAUCACAAGAAUGCGGAGUGCGAGAUGGAAUUGAACGCUCUACGACAAUCUAGCAGACAAUUAAAAAUAGACAAUGAAGAAUUGAGACGUCGCAUGGGAGCUCUGGAAAGACUGUCGGAGGAAAACGCGAAACUGAUGCGCGCGAAAGAGGAAUCGGAUAUGAUAAAAUCCCGUUUGAGCGUCGCCGAGGACGACAUCGCUAACCUUCUGGAAGAAAAGAGAAUCCUACACGAGACCAUCUCGGAGCUGCAAAGGCAAAGACUGGAAAGUGGUUCCGGAGGUAGUAACAGAACUUCGUGGUCUAUUAAGAGAUAGCACACCAGUUGUUUCGAUUGUUCUAAAUGUUGCAGUUCCAAUAAGUCAUAAGUCAUUUUAUUUCUUCCCUAUAUCCACGAAAGAAAAGUUUUUUUUGAUACAUUUACGAUAAAAAUUACAUGAACAAUAACGCGACUUUUUUUUCUUCAUUAUUUUCUCGAUAUUUUUUGUCUUUAUACAUAGAUUAACAUGAGUUGAAUGAUGCUUGCUUGUUAAUUAUUUUGGAAAUAUUACAAGAUCCGCAAAUUUGUUUUUUAAACGCAUUACUCUGCCGUACAUUACAUUAGUAACUGCCAUUUGAGUAUUUUGCUUAAAACGAAAAUCACAAUAAGAGUUACAUGAAUUUCGUGUGUGACGCGAACUUAAACGGAAGAUGAUAUCAAUUUUCUUACUACGAUAGAGUGUGCAAGAGGAUAAACUGCACUAUUAAUUAAAUGAUUUUGUUUUACACGUAUAUAGUUGGACAUUAGUAUUUCGGGUUUUUUUUUUUUUUUAAUUUUUGACAAGUGAUAAAUCGCCUGUAUAUCCGCUUUUUUCAAAGUAGUAUGACUGAAAGUUACAUAUUGUAUAUAUUCUACGCAUAAAUUUUGUUACAUAUCUAUACAUAUGCUUGAUAUAAUAUAGAUAUAUGGCAUACAUAUCCUUCUAAAAUAAAGUGUAGUAGAUAUAGAAUACUUCUGAACAAAAAAAAACGAAAGAAUCUGUAAAAUUGACAAAGACAUCUGUUUAGUUCUCAAUUUUAGCGCGGUGAAGUCUGUUGGUCAGUGUGUCAAAAAGUGCUUGUGUCAGAAUAUUUCAGAGGGAUAUGCGUGCGCACAUAUCGCGUGAAAGCAAAAGUCGCGCUAGUCAAUACAUCACGAUUAUAUGCAUAUUGGUUUGACUUUCUGAUUUAUUAUAGGUGAUUUUGUGCAUGUAAAUGGUCCAUGAGAGCGUUUUUGUAAAGCACAAAAAAUUGAUUUCGACUACAAGCGAUGCAAAACAUAGCAAUGUAUACUAGUUGGAGCCUACAGAUAGACUGUUCCAAGUGGGAAUUGUGACCUCAUAAUAUCGCAUUUCAUCGUAUACAUAUAUACAACAUACAUAAUUUUCUAAUUGACUGAUUUAAAUAGUUCAUCGCGAGUGAUGAAAAUUAUAAUAAUAAUAACAAUACACACGCGGUGUGUGUAUGUAUGUGUGGGUGCGUGCGUGCGUGCGUGCAUGCAUGCGUGCGUGUGUGUGUGGGUGCAUUACGUGAUGGAACGUUCCAAUAAGACUGUAUAAAAUUCGGAGAUAUUGGUUUAAUAAUAGUCGCACUCUAGAGCCCUCGCAGGGCACUUUGUAUAAAAACAGCCAGUUGUUUCGAUGAACUUUUAGAGAAAGAGGAAUUGUGAGAUUCGACAAAAAUCGACAUACGGUUCUUGGAACGCAAAUCCGUCAGUUGUUGGCAAUCGGUCCCGGAUAAUAGCUUUUUUAGAGUUUGAUUUCGAUAAGAAAUUUAGUUUCUACUGAUGGAUUGCUGGCCGAUCCUAACAUACAAACGGAAAGUAUUUUUUUAGCGCAUGCGACGAAAUACACACGAUGCAAUUGAAGUUUCUUUCACAAUGUGUAUAAAUUUCCGCUCUGAGUGUAUACAUCUCUUAUAGAUAUGUAUUUCCAUUUGUACACAGUUCCAAGAGGUGCGCGUUCCCUUGACAAAUAUUCUCUAACGAAUCUAAAAACAUUGCGACAAGAUAUCGUUUACGUUUCUGUGUGAUGAUGUACAGUAUUGUUUAAAAGAUAGUGCAAUAAGAUUCUGGUUACCUAAUAUUUGACCAGCGAACGCGAUGGCCGAAGUUGUUAUGACAGAAAUGUUGCAGCGUAGAGAAAAGAAGAAGAAGCAAAAGUUUUUGUUACUUCAGGUUACAGAUAAACUUUUUAUGAUGCACAUAUCAUACAUACGUUAUAAAACUUGUGCUUACAUAUAUAUAAAUAUCUUGAUAACAGUAUACUGCAAAAACAAAAUCAUUUUUGCAGUUUGAUUUAAUUAUUAAUGAUAUUUUUUCACGUCUGAUUUAAGUCAACUUCCUCAAGUUUGUUCAUACACGAUUCCUUUCUCAGAAACUUAACUUACGCAUUAGUGCCACACACGUUUUCAUUGCGUGUAAGAGAAUUGUGCUAAAGUUAUUUUAAAUCUUUAGAUUUAAUUGCAAAGACUUUAUUUGUUUUUAGGAAAUAAACUCGUAUAUAUUACGUUUUGAUAUCAUAUGUUAUGGAGAAUUUUUUAUGUAUACUUUUCAAGUUUAGACAAAGGUUGGUUCUUUCUUCCAGUUUUUAAGUUGUAUGUUUAUACACAUAAGGGCGCUUUAAUAAUUUAUACCAAAUAUAUAUAUAUAAAUACAUAUAGUAAAAUAAAGACAUAAUCUAAUUAAACAACUGCAAGUGCUAUGAGUAGAACUGUGUAUCGAAGGAAAUUGCUUUGUGAAACACAAAGCCUAAGACAUUUUAUUCUUCCUUUAUAUACUUUUAGACAAUUAGUUAUAUUAUGUAACAGAAUUAGAUUAGAUCUCGUUUAUUACAUGUAAUAUAUUUAUACAAACUUGAGGAAGUUGACAAACAUGAUGGACUAUUUGUACAAUAAUUUAACACUACCACGUGGUUAAAAAAAAGUAUGUUUUACAGUUAUAUGUGUUAGAAUUAUUUAGAUUUUAUACAAAAAAACCAUAUGUGCACGCGUUAAAAUUUUAUGUAUACCGUAUGUGCACACUGACGGUUUUUUAUGAUACAUAUAUUUCUAUAUUGUUGAAUUUUUAAUAUGUUGUUACUUUUUAUUUUAGCCUUGUAUGGUGUGCAAAUCUCGAAUUAAUACGUUCGCGUCGAGUUUGACACUGUCACAGCGAGAUAAGAUUCCUUGCGAGGCAACGUGUUUGAUUCCAUAUCUAAUACUUGCAUAACUUUUGCGCUAGUUACUCUAGUUAGUAAUAUUUCAAAAACAAAAAACAAAAAAUGUCGCAUACACGUGCAUAUAUAU